Messenger RNA from Microthlaspi erraticum, 118 nucleotides. Lineage: Eukaryota; Viridiplantae; Streptophyta; Magnoliopsida; Brassicales; Brassicaceae. The record is from the annotation of a GenBank genome assembly.
AGAAGAGGAGCCUCAAGCUCGAUCGAGUGAGCCGAACCCAGUCGAGUGGAGUGUUCCUGAUGGCCGUCUACCAUCUCCAGACCACGACCUAGUCUCCCAGUUCUUUGGGGGACACUGA